Kogia breviceps (pygmy sperm whale) is the source of this 3657-nucleotide messenger RNA. The record is from RefSeq and is a predicted model, not a curated record. Lineage: Eukaryota; Metazoa; Chordata; Mammalia; Artiodactyla; Physeteridae.
UCCAAACAGUGAGUCUUGAGCUGGAGAGCAGCGUUUACCGGCGGGGCGGCCGGUGAGAGGGCUGACUGUGCUGCGGCUUUGAGGAGGCUUGGCGAGGACGUGGGACGAGCCGCGUGAGGGGAGAGGGCUUGGCUGGUAGGAAUUCGAUGAGGUUUUGUGAAUGAAGCAAUGGCUACAGAUUCCCCCAGAAGACCCAGUCGUUGUACUGGUGGAGUCGUGGUUCGCCCUCAGGCUGUCACGGAGCAGUCCUACAUGGAAAGUGUCGUGACUUUUCUGCAGGAUGUUGUGCCCCAGGCUUACAGUGGAACACCUCUAACAGAAGAAAAGGAGAAAAUAGUCUGGGUCAGAUUUGAAAAUGCAGAUUUAAAUGAUACAUCAAGAAAUCUGGAAUUUCAUGAAAUACAUAGCACAGGGAAUGAGCCACCUUUGCUGAUUAUGAUUGGCUACAGUGAUGGAAUGCAGGUCUGGAGCAUCCCUAUCAGUGGGGAAGCACAGGAGCUUUUUUCUGUUCGACAUGGCCCAAUUCGAGCAGCUAGAAUCUUGCCUGCCCCACAGUUUGGUGCUCAAAAGUGUGACAACUUUGCUGAAAAAAGGCCCCUCCUUGGUGUUUGUAAGAGCGCUGGAUCUUCUGGCACAAGUCCACCUUACUGUUGUGUGGAUUUAUAUUCACUUCGUACUGGGGAGAUGGUCAAGUCCAUUCAGUUUAAAACACCUAUCUAUGAUCUCCAUUGCAACAAAAGGAUCCUUGUCGUAGUAUUGCAGGAGAAAAUUGCUGCCUUUGAUAGCUGUACUUUCACAAAAAAAUUUUUUGUCACAAGCUGCUACCCUUGCCCCGGGCCCAACAUGAAUCCUAUUGCUCUUGGGAGCCGCUGGCUUGCUUAUGCAGAAAACAAGUUGAUUCGAUGUCAUCAGUCCCGUGGUGGAGCCUGUGGAGACAACAUUCAGUCUUAUACUGCCACAGUCAUUAGUGCUGCUAAAACAUUAAAAACUGGCCUGACAAUGGUUGGGAAGGUGGUGACUCAGCUGACAGGCACGCUGCCUUCAGGUGUGACAGAAGAUGAUGUUGCCAUCCAUAGUAAUUCAAGGCGGAGUCCUCUGGUCCCAGGCAUCAUCACAGUAAUCGACACUGAGACAGUUGGAGAGGGCCAGGUGCUUGUGAGUGAGGAUUCUGACAGUGAUGGCAUCGUGGCCCAUUUCCCUGCUCAUGAAAAACCAGUGUGCUGUAUGGCUUUUAACACAAGCGGAAUGCUUCUAGUCACAACAGAUACCCUUGGCCAUGACUUCCAUGUCUUCCAAAUUUUGACUCAUCCUUGGUCCUCAUCACAAAGUGCUGUCCAUCAUCUGUAUACUCUUCACAGGGGAGAAACUGAAGCCAAAGUACAAGACAUAUGCUUCAGCCAUGACUGUCGCUGGGUUGUGGUCAGUACGCUCCGGGGGACUUCCCACGUUUUCCCAAUCAACCCUUAUGGUGGCCAGCCUUGUGUUCGAACACAUAUGUCACCACGAGUGGUAAAUCGUAUGAGCCGUUUCCAGAAGAGUGCUGGGCUGGAAGAGAUUGAACAGGAACUGACAUCUAAGCAAGGAGGUCGCUGUAGCCCUGUUCCAGGUCUAUCCAGCAGCCCUUCUGGAUCUCCUCUGCACGCUUCAAUCAACACCUUGUUCCUGCGUCUGAAUUGUUUUCCGCUUAUUUCUUCAGGGAAACUCAACAGCCAAGACUCCUACAAUAAUUUUGCCAACAACAACCCUGGCAACCCCCGGCUUUCUCCUCUCCCCAGCCUGAUGGUGUUGAUGCCUCUUGCACAAAUCAAGCAGCCAAUGACACUGGGGACCAUCACCAAACGAACAGGGCCUUAUCUGUUUGGAGCGGGGUGUUUUUCCAUAAAAGCUCCAUGCAAAGUUAAACCACCUCCACAAAUUUCACCCAGCAAAUCAAUGGGCGGAGAAUUUUGCGUGGCUGCGACGUUUGGGACAUCCCGAUCGUGGUUUGCAAAUAAUGCAGGUCUGAAAAGAGAAAAAGAUCAGUCCAAACAAGUUGUAGUUGAAUCCCUCUACAUUAUUAGCUGCUACGGGACCUUAGUGGAGCACAUGAUGGAGCCAAGACCGCUUAGCACUGCACCCAAGAUCAGCGAUGACACCCCGCUGGAAAUGAUGACAUCUCCCCGAGCCAGCUGGACUCUAGUUAGAACUCCUCAAUGGAAUGAAUUGCAACCACCAUUUAACGCAAACCACCCUCUGCUCCUCGCCGCAGAUGCAGUACAGUAUUAUCAGUUCCUGCUUGCUGGUCUGGUUCCCCCUGGAAGUCCUGGGCCCAUUACUCGGCAUGGGUCCUAUGACAGUUUAGCUUCUGACCAAAGUGGACAGGAAGAUGAAGAGUGGCUGUCUCAGGUAGAAAUUGUAACGCACACUGGACCCCAUAGACGUCUGUGGAUGGGUCCACAGUUCCAGUUCAAAACCAUCCAUCCCUCAGGCCAAACCACAGUCAUAUCAUCCAGUUCAUCUGUGUUGCAGUCUCAUGGUCCAAGUGAUACUCCACAGCCCCUUUCGGAUUUUGAUACAGAUGAUCUUGAUCUCAACAGUCUCAGGAUCCAGCCAGUCCGCUCUGACCCAGUCAGCAUGCCAGGGUCAUCCCGUCCAGUGUCUGAUCGAAGGGGAAUUUCCACCGUGAUUGAUGCUGCCUCAGGUACCUUCGACCGGAGCGUGACCCUGCUGGAGGUGUGUGGGAGCUGGCCGGAGGGCUUCGGGCUACGGCACAUGGCCUCCAUGGAGCACACGGAGGAGGGCCUGCGGGAGCGGCUGGCCGAUGCCAUGGCCGAGUCACCGAGCCGGGACGUGGUGGGAUCCGGAACAGAACUGCAGCGAGAGGGCAGCAUCGAGACUCUGAGUAACAGCUCAGGUUCCACCAGCGGCAGCAUCCCGAGAAACUUCGACGGCUACCGAUCUCCACUGCCCACCAAUGAGAGUCAGCCCCUCAGCCUCUUCCCUACCAGCUUCCCGUAGCUACCAGCAACCUGCUUCUGACUGGCUGGCCCACUCACCUGCUGGAGGGAGGGGAGAAGUCCCCCCUCUGGUCCUGCCCUUCGGACUCUGCUCGUCUUUUACCAACCACCUUCCCCAAGCUUCGUGACAAAAGCCGCCCACCCUCCCCGGAUUGAGAAGAGACCCUUCUCCAAAGCGCCUCGGCUCACUAUGACCUCUGCCCCCAUCAACGGGGCCGUGGCUGAGAGAGACUCUGCAGAAGCUCCGUCCCCUCCUCCGUUUGCACACGAUGUCCUGCAUUGGACCCGCUUUUGUAUUUUCUAACCACACCCUUGGGGGGCCUGGGUGGGGCGAGGGCGGGUGGUCCGGCGGGCACUUCGGCCCUGAGCGACGGCCCCAGCUCCCUCCUGGCUUUGGCACACGCUGCCCAGCUUCCCUUGGCCAACCUCCUUCUGGCGUUGAACUGAGGCCCAGAGUAUUAGGGAAGGAGGAAGGAAGAAGAAACCCCCCCUUCCUCUUUUCUUUCCCCUUUGGCUCAUGGAAAGGAUUUGUCUUUCUUGUCUGUAAGCCCUUUUACCCUGGUCCUGUACUGUUCAGUGAAGGAAACCCUGGUUACUGAGGCCCUGUCAAAAAGUGCACGUCUUGUUCAAUAAAUCACGCUGCAGUGGGUGUCCAUCCCUG